Molecule: messenger RNA, 402 nt
Organism: Protopolystoma xenopodis
Lineage: Eukaryota; Metazoa; Platyhelminthes; Monogenea; Polystomatidea; Polystomatidae
Source: the annotation of a GenBank genome assembly
AUGUCCCCUCAAGAUUCGGGCCAAAAUAUCCGCGUAGUAGUACGCUGCAGAUAUGGACGGUCCGGUAGUGGGAAAACCUACACAAUGACGGGCGAACGAUCAGAUACACUCCGAUAUGGUUGCGAAAUGGAUCCUGUCAUUGGCCUUGUCCCUCGAGCUCUUAGUGACAUUUUUAAUUAUCUAGAAUCAAUUGAUUCUCUUGGUGGUCGAACUAAAACUUCGAUAAUAGCGACUAUUAGUCCCAGUAAUCUGCGUCUCGACAAAACUUUAUCCACUUUGGAUUACGCUCAUCAUGCAAAAAAUAUACAAAAUAGGCCCGAAGUCAACACCUGCUUAAGCAGGAAGGAAAUGGUGCGAAGCUACAAUGAUGAGCUUGAGCGUCUUCGUCGGGACAAUUUGUAA